CCCUGCGGCGCCUCCGCCCAAUGCGCUCCCCGCCCCUCGGCCGCCACCAGACGCCUGGGGCCGGGGAAGGGGCCGCCGCGCAGGGGGCAUGUGGGCUCGCCGCUGCCAGCGCUGCAGUUGUCCCCGGGAGAUGGCCAGUAACCCCUGUGCCAGGCAGCGUCCUGUACCAACUUGGAAUAGCUACUAGAAGUUACUGGGUAGCAAACUUUCAAGAUCAGAACUUACUGCUGAAGUAACUUGGAAAGAGAAGAAAACCAGAGUUGAAACCAUGGCAAAGAUAACUAGAGUUGGCUCGGCAUCCCCUCCAGAUGGAGGCUGGGGCUGGAUGAUUGUGGCUGGCUGUUUUCUCGUUACCAUCUGCACCAGGGCAGUCACCAGAUGUAUCUCCAUUUUCUUUGUGGAGUUUCAGACAUACUUUGCUCAGGAUUAUUCUCAAACAGCGUGGAUCCAUUCCAUCGUGGACUGUGUGACAAUGCUCUGUGCUCCACUGGGAAGUGUUGUCAGUAACCACUUAUCCUGCCAAGUGGGAAUCAUGCUGGGGGGCUUGCUGGCAUCUACUGGUUUCAUCCUGGGCUCAUUUGCCACCAACCUGAAGCAUCUCUACCUCACCCUGGGAGUUCUUACAGGUCUCGGAUUUGCACUUUGUUACUCUCCAGCUAUUGCUAUGGUUGGCAAGUAUUUCAGCAGGCGGAAAGCCCUGGCUUAUGGGAUUGCUAUGUCGGGCAGUGGCAUUGGCACCUUCAUCCUGGCUCCUGUCGUUCAACUCCUUAUCGAACAGUUUUCCUGGCGAGGAGCCCUGCUCAUUCUUGGAGGGUUCGUUUUGAAUCUCUGUGUCUGCGGCGCUUUGAUGCGUCCGAUUACUCUUAAAGAGGACCAUUCGAAUCCAGAGAAGAAUCAUGACCGCGGAACGCAGAGGGAAAACUGUAAACAGGCGUCUCCCUAUUCACCUUUGACCAAAGAAUGGGCACGGACCUGCCUCUGCUGCUCUUUGCAGCAGGAAUACGGUUUUUUACUGAUGUCGGACUUCGUCGUGCUAGCCGUCUCAGUUCUGUUCAUGGCUUACGGCUGCAGCCCUCUCUUUGUGUACUUGGUGCCUUACGCUUUGAGUGUCGGAGUGAGCCACCAGCAAGCUGCCUUCCUUAUGUCCAUACUCGGGGUGAUAGACAUUGUUGGCAACAUCACAUUUGGAUGGCUUACUGACAGAAGGUGUCUGAAGAAUUACCGGUAUGUUUGCUACCUCUUUGCCGUGGCACUAGAUGGGCUGUGCUAUCUGUGUCUCCCAAUGCUUCAAAGUUUCCCCCUUCUUGUGCCUUUCUCUUGUACUUUUGGCUACUUUGAUGGAGCCUACGUUACCUUGAUCCCAGUAGUGACUGCAGAGAUAGUGGGGACCACCUCUUUGUCAUCAGCGCUUGGCGUGGUCUACUUCCUGCAUGCGGUGCCGUACUUGGUGAGCCCACCCAUUGCAGGAUGGCUGGUGGACACGACCGGCAGCUAUACCGCAGCAUUCCUGCUCUGCGGGUUCGCCAUGAUGUUUAGCUCCGUACUGCUUGGCUUUGCGAGGAUUGUAAAGAGGAUGAAGAGAACACAGCUGCGGUUCCUGGCCAAAGAAUCAAAUCCCAAGCUGCCGCUAUGGACCAAUGGCUCAGUGGCCUACUCGGUAGCAAGGGAGCUGGAUAAGAAAGACGAGGAAUCCACCACUACAGCCGUGCCAGGCUGCAACCUCACGUGACCAGUGUGACCUUAUCCCUGGGAAUCUUCAAGGAUAAUGGACCUGAGGCCGCCGGGUUGUUCACAGUUUGGAAGUGUUUUAUUUUGACAGAGCAUCACCUCCCAAGAAAAUUAUGAAUACUGUUUUGCAAACAUAUUUAUAAGGGGAAAUAACCAGCAACCAAGAAAUCUGGAGUAGCCUAGAGUUUUCUCACUUAGGAUCUGUUCUCAUUGUAAAACUUAGCUCCACGGAGGAGGUCAGGGCAUAGUUGAUGGAAUUUACUGUAUUUAAGGGUAACUCCAAGGCAUAGCCAAAGCAGAGGCCACUGGGCAACAGUUUUGUCAUCAGAAAGACCCUGUCUCUCUCUUUCUUCUCAUUCUUUAGGACACACUGGGUGUGCUGGCAGAGAGUGAAGAUGCAGAGCUGGCUUUGGGUGGAGUACCUCAAUUUUUAUACACAGUAUAUGAGAUUCUUUGAAAGACAAUGGUUAAUAUGCAUCAGAUUAUCUUUUAUUAGUUUCCCAAUCAACCCUUCCCUCUUCCAAUGGGUAGACAUCACUUUGAGCGUCCACAUAAUCAUGAAACACCAUGGUUGGAAUGGGCUUUAAAGAGUGGCAGUGUUUCUAACCAAAACAGGAAGCUCGAUGCUCAGACUGUCCCUGCCACUCACCUGUCACUGCCACAUAAUACUCUAAAUUUAACACAACUUGUUGAGUGAGUGAUGGAGUAACUUCUCCAUCCUUUCUGAAAUGUGUGUAACACCCCAGGAGUCCCCACCUGGCAUUUGAACUGCAGACACAUUCCUAUUAGGGAUAGAAGAAUGUUGGCGCUACUCCAGUUGAGCAGUAGUUGGAUUCUUAGGUCAGCAGGGUGCCUGAUGGGAGUUUUCUUUGCAAACCAGUCAUUAGAUUCUUCAUUGUCCAAAAGAAGACUUGGGGUUUUUCUUAUCAUAGUGAGGUUUUAAAACUGGGAUUCCGUGUUCACCCCGCUCAUUUUCGGAUCAUAAUUAUAAACCUGACUCAUCGGUUUAGAACUGUCUGUUCAUUCUCAAAAACCCAAGUUUUCUGUGACUUGGAAUCGCUUAUGAGUUUUCAGAUGGGAGAAGAGGACAUGGAGAAAAAAGAGGGAGGGUGGGGCGGGGCCCCCAGUUUAUCUCCAGCUGUUUCAAAUCCAUAGAAUUAAGAGUCCCGAAUCCCCAAUCAUGUUACAUCUGGAAAGAAGUCAAGUAAUGCAAUUAAAAGGGGCGUCUUAACUAGUUAAGAGUUUAAAUCCAAGUCACAGGGAAACAUUUUGAUCUCAAAGGCCAUUUAACCUACUGUCCCCAAGAGGCCACAGAGUGGCUUUUUUUUUUUUUUUUU
Molecule: messenger RNA, 3065 nt
Organism: Chionomys nivalis (European snow vole)
Lineage: Eukaryota; Metazoa; Chordata; Mammalia; Rodentia; Cricetidae
Gene: Slc16a12
Product: solute carrier family 16 member 12
Exons: 7
Coding region: 269-1729 (486 amino acids)
Biological process (GO): monocarboxylic acid transport; transmembrane transport
Molecular function (GO): monocarboxylic acid transmembrane transporter activity
Source: RefSeq, a predicted model, not a curated record